GAUGGCUUUAUUUUUGGCGUUUUUGUGAGCGCGCGCAACGCUGCCCGGCCCAAGCGAGUUGGAAGGCGUGACGUCACGACACCCUCGUAGGAUAGCCAGCCGGCCGGUCGCGGUCAUUCGAGGCGCGCCGCCGCCGCCAUCGCGAGCAUGGAUUCGGGUUCUGAUGCCUCUACCAGCGAUGAGUACACGUCUGUAGACGAGGGCCGUUCCAACUUAGCAAGAAAUAUAACCGCUUACGGUUACGAGCCUUCCGCAUCAAGCGGCGAAGAAGAGCAGGCGGCCUUGAACACAAGCAGGCAGUCCGGGCCAGCAACAUGACGGACCACGUGCGAACAUAGCCGACGGCGAUAAACAAACGCUGCAAGGGACCGACACUCCGGAAAGACUGCGCCGGCUGUGGCUGACCUUGGCCGCGCGCGCGGGCGCGCGGGGAUGUCAUGACGUCAAAUUUCAGCUUCUCCCGGCGGCCGCUUGGAGGAAAGGCGCAACAGAAAAUCGCAAAAGAAAGGAAAAACCGGAUUCGAAAGCAACUGUCCGACCAACUCGGGUCACUGCGUAUGUGGCACUGGAAGCAGCCCUUCCUCUCUGCAUUGUGAUGGCAUCCACAGCUGCCCCUGAACAAACCUACAUGGCAGAUUGAGAGCCUGCAUGACCUUCUUUGCCAUUAAGUGGACCAGGCUCCAUGCUCCAGUGUGGACCUUGACAGCAUUCAGCACAUUGGACAAGAAACCAGCGAGCACCAGUUCGUACCAGCAACGAAACUCCUCACGUGAAACGUAAUGGCGCAAGACUUGGAAGCAGAGAAAGUAAUCAUCACUUCAAUAUUGAUCGCACAUAAAGGAAACAUGACGCUUUCCGAAUUUCAAAAGGAGUACAAGUCUACUGAAGGUCACCCUGUGCCAUUUGGAAAAUUUGGCUGUGCCACAAUUUACCAGUUUCUUAACAAAAUCUCUGAUGCUGUAAGUUUUGUGUGCACUUCUGAUGGAAAAGAAACACUAUGUGCUAAAGUAAGGAAUGGUAUUCAGCAUAUUGAUAGGCUGGUCAAGCAGCAGAAGCCAAGUUCAAGAAACAUCAGAGUUCGACACCAUCCAUUACUGCACAAAAACAGUGCCUUAAGUUCUAAAGGGCAAAAUUGUGCCCAAAGUUAUGGUGCGAAACAGCUGUGUCGAGCACACAUUCAGCCAAGCGUUCCUGUCACACCACAGCCUACUUGGAUUAUGACUGAAGACACUUGCGCUUUACAUUUAAACAAGAAAGCUCUACCUUGCACUGCUUCAUUGCCUUUAAACAGCGAAGGUCUACUAGGCAGUGCUGCAACAUUUUCACCUAUCAGCACUGACACAAAAUACUCUGUUGACAUUGGUGAUUGUCAGAAUCCAGACAAGGGAUCAUAUGUGCAAACAAUGCACACCAACCCAUGUGGUCAUGAACAUGGGCCAACAUUUUUGAGUAGAAUGGCCAGAGUUCACCAUGAAAAUGAGCCAGCCUUUACGCGUAGGAAGUCUGCCAAUGAAAGCGUGCAGGUGCUUAUCCUACCUGUGCUGAAGGAUAAGGAAACAUCAACAAGUGAUCUGGCUGUUGGUAUUCCUAAGGAGGUAUCAGCUUGCAUUAAGAGCCUUUUAAAGCAAUAUCCGAGUGGACUUGACAUUGGACAACUGUUAGAAAAAUGCAAGGAGAAAAUUGGCGACACUGCUUACUUCAUGCAAUGUAAACACUUUGAAAUGGUUCGAGAUGUCCUGUCUUUGGUGUCUUCAGUUUGUGUUGUUGCUGACUCAGAACAGAACUUUAGGGUUGUGCUUCAGAAAAGUGGAAGGGAAGAAAACAGUACAGCCUUGCCUGAUCACCUCAGCUGUGAACUGUCAUCUAUUCUUAUUGACAACCCUCUAGGUCUUGAAGUUUCAGAGCUGCUCAGACUGCAUCACAGGCAGUUUGGUGAGCAUGAUUAUAUUAAGGACCAUGGCCAAUGCACAAGUGAUUUUGUCCAGAAUGUACUCCUGGCAAUUCCACAAACUGUAUUAACCAACCAUGGCAAUGGCAUCUACAGUGUAAAGCUCCACAAAGAACAUCCAAUGCAUCCACACAUGCAACUUGGACGAUUUGCAUCAUUUACGAGUGCUGAAGAGACCAGUGUUCCAAACAAUGAAAGUGCAUACCGUGUGCAAGAAGUACCCAAUGGUAGGGCAUUCCCGGUUGAUAUAGGAGAAGUAUUCUCUCCAUCCGAGUUUUAUAUUUUGAUUACUGAGAACGACUUGCUCAGUAAGCUCGGACAUCUAGUGACAGAAAUGAACUCAUUUUAUUCCCACAUACCUGCAGAUUUUUACCCUGUGAGAUCCAAAGAUUUAAAGCCAGGCCUAGUAUGUGCUGCACUCUGUGUACAUGGCGGAAAACAAAUUUGGCAUAGAGCAGUCUUAAAAAGUGUCACUGCUCAUAAUGUUUGCGUGUCCUGCAUUGAUUAUGGCACAAUUGCACAAGUCAGAGUUGACAACAUUCGAAGACUUCGAUGUGACUUCCUGGAGCUUCCUGCUCAAGCUAUAAAAGCCUCUCUUGCAGGUGUGAAGCCUCAAAGUGAAAAUUCAUGGCUACGUGAAGCUAAAGAUUGCUUCUUGCAAUUUGCCUCGAAGAGAAACUGCAUGUGCUUGGUUGUCAGUAAGCAACGCGACAUAUUUUUUGUAGAGUUAAUGCAAGUGCCUAGUGUGGAUGACUGUAUGUACUCUCUCAAAGAUAUUCUUGUUAAUGAGGGACUGGCAGAAAGCACAAGAAAGAGAGAACAAAAAGCAUCUGAAAACUUUGUGGACACGUGGACACUGUCAAGAGGCCACCACGCCAGUGUGAUCAUAUGGAAUUCUGUGCACUACAUGUCUACAUUGAGUAUCUCAAAGCUUUUUGGUUGGCAGAGUGAUUUAGUCUCACAUAAGCUUACAGAAAAGGGAAUCUUUUUUCGGGGAGCUGUUUUGGACAGAAAUUCUGACCCAGCACUUCAUUAUAAGGUAUGCCUGUGUGAUGGUGCCCUUCAUGCUGAGAGUAUCCAGCUCUAUUUUUUGCAUAAUGUCCCAGACAUUCUCAGAGUUUUACAGUGUCCAUCAGAAGGUUUGGCCACAGAGGUAGAGAGCAUAUUGAUGGAACCUGGUGCUCUAGUUGACCUUUAUACACUUUUGUCUCCAGAUACAGUGGAAAAUGGCAACUUGCAAAUAAAAUUGGAAUCCUACAUGAAAAAACGGGCCACUUUAAGAAUGGCAGCCUAUGAGAACCCAAAUCCUUCCACUCUGUCUCAGCUGAACUAUGUGGAGAAAAAGGUUGACUCGCUUAUACGGCUACUAAAGCAGCAGAACAGAAAUGUUGCCCAAUGUAAAGGAGGAAAGGAAUCUACCCAACUAAAUCAACUGGUGAAGGAAUUGUCUGAAAACAAUGGUGCAGGUAAUUCUGAAGGGGGUGCUGCCAAAAGUUCUUCAGAAAAUACUUUAAACGGAUUCCAGAGCAAACUUAUCGAAGCAUUGAUGGCAUGCAAACAGACAUGAAUUCUGCCAAGAGUUAAGGUCAUGUGGACAAAUUUCGAAACAAGUUUUUGGAGGUUCUUAUGACUUCAAAGCAGAAGUGAAUAACUUGAAGUGUGGCAUUUUUUUUUUCUUUUUACAUCUUGUUGCUGUGAACAAACUUUUUCAAAUUCUGAUGGCUUCAAAGUAGAUGUGAAUAACUAAGAUGUUUGCACAAUUUUUAAUCUCAUGUUUUGUUUUUUCUUAUGUGGUAUAUGUACCACUACUCUAAAUAAAUUUUUACAUUCUUUGUA
Molecule: messenger RNA, 3784 nt
Organism: Dermacentor andersoni
Lineage: Eukaryota; Metazoa; Arthropoda; Arachnida; Ixodida; Ixodidae
Biological process (GO): spermatogenesis; P granule organization; piRNA processing
Cellular component (GO): P granule
Source: RefSeq, a predicted model, not a curated record